AAAUUUCACACGGCUAAAAAAAAGUUCAGUAUUCGACCUACGCGAAAACGAUUCCAAGGCCCGAACGAACGACUAAAACCCCAGCUACGGGCAUAAGCCGAAACAAAAUCGAACGAGCGGUCAAAUCGCGAAAUCCUCAUCUCUUAGAUUUACAUCAAUUGGCGACAGCGCAAACUCGAUAAUCAUGUCUUUCCGUGGAGGUUCGCGUGGACGCGGCGGUAGUGGAUUUGGAGGCCGUGGCGGUGGUACGUCUUUAUUUCUUCGUUGCGUGGUUGAUUUUGGGGAAACUGGCUGUUUGCGAUGGAAGAGAUGUCGAAAUGGUGCGAAUUGAGGCUGGGAUCUUGGAGUGAUUAGCUCUAAUAGCGGUGUUUGCAUGGAAUCAAGAUCAACUACUAACGAACUGUUUCUAGGCCGUGGUGGCUUCCAGCAGCGAGACAUGGGCCCUCCUGCUCAGAUCCUUGAAAUGGGCAAGUUCAUGCACGCUUGCGAGGGCGAGAUGGUCUGCGAGUCCAUCAACCCCAAGGUCCCUCACUUCAACGCCCAGAUCUUCCUCGAGAACAAGACUGCCGUCGGAAAGGUCGACGAGGUCCUCGGCCCCAUCAACCAGGUCUUCUUCACCAUCAAGCCCACAGAGGGUAUCCAGGCCACCUCUUUCAAGGAGGGCGACAAGUUCUACAUCGGUUCAGAGAAGCUUCUGCCCCUCGACAAGUUCCUCCCCAAGCCUAAGCCCCCGCCUGGAGCUCCCAAGCCCAAGCGUGCCGGUGGCGGUCGCGGUGGUGCCCGCGGUGGACGCGGCGGCUUCGGUGCCCGGGGCGGUGGCCGUGGUGGUUUCGGCGGCGGCCGUGGAGGUCCUCGAGGUGGUGCUCGUGGUGGUUUCGGUGGCCGCGGAGGUGGCCGUGGUGGCAGUGGUGGUUUCUCACGAGGUGGAAGCGGCUUCGGUGGUGGUCGCGGACGUGGUGGCUUCAGCCGCGGUGGCCGAUAAUCUCCCUACCACGAUGACGACUACGGAUCACUUCUGUUACUAGGGAGGACUAAGUCGACGCCUUAAACUGCUGAUGUAGCACUACGCGACCUACGAGAGCUGCUUGAAGGGAGUCGGGGAUCGAAAACCAUGGAAUCUUGGAGGAGGGAAAGAAAGAGGAAAGAAAGAAAGGGAUUGACAUGUAUUUCUCUGGCGUUGGACGGUAUCUGAUUUUCCAAAGUGCUUUGCUUGGUUUGGCUUUCCCCCAUGGCUCUAUAUCCCAAAUCCUGCGAUUGCGAUGCUCGUAUGAUACGGCAUUGGAUUGGAGUUUGUAUGUACAGACACAAGAGGAUUCAACGAAGAAGACAAGAGAGAAAACGAAAAGAACGGGCAACCUUUUAACUUUACUCAU
Molecule: messenger RNA, 1373 nt
Organism: Fusarium redolens
Lineage: Eukaryota; Fungi; Ascomycota; Sordariomycetes; Hypocreales; Nectriaceae
Product: Gar1/Naf1 RNA binding region-domain-containing protein
Exons: 2
Coding region: 374-982 (202 amino acids)
Biological process (GO): snoRNA guided rRNA pseudouridine synthesis; ribosome biogenesis
Cellular component (GO): box H/ACA snoRNP complex
Molecular function (GO): box H/ACA snoRNA binding
Source: RefSeq, a predicted model, not a curated record